AUGGACGAACGCGCAACCAAUACUAGCGAAAAGGCGGUGAAACGCAACCUCGUCGACAAAGUCUGGUAUAAUGACCGCAGAGUCCUCGAGCGUCUCCGCAUCCAGGACGUAGCAGACUCCUUCGUCGAUGCGUGCAUGGAGAACUUCGAGCGAGACAACGAAGAGCACAUCCGAACACUUAUGAAGAUCGGGAAUGACUCCAUUCGAAACGGCAUACGAUGCAAAAGCGAGAUGUACGAGCCUUGGCGUCACAUCAUGAACUACAUACGCGACUUCCAGGAUCUAUCUAGUGUACCGCCCAUUCCCAAUCUUCCUCUCCCUCGCCAGAUCCUUGACGAGAGACAGUUGGCCGGCAAUAAGACUGUGUUUGACUUCGAUUACCCUACACUGAUACCCGACUUCUCGAUUAUUUCACCGAGAGCAACACUCUCUGGCCUCAAUCGUCCUGAUUGCCUAGCCUCCUUGAGCGACGUAUUUGGCCACUUAGACACCAACUACGAGGAAGAUACUACAGGUACCCACGACGAUAGCAUCUCGAAGAUUCUCUACCAGUCGGUCAACUACGCUCGCAUCCAUAUGGCCGCACGUCCAUUCAACCUCUUCUCCAUCGGUCUGAUGAUUUCUGGAAACGUAUUCCAUGCUGGCAUCUUCGAUUGCGACGGCGUCUCCCUCUCUCCAGAGACAUACCUGUGGGACACGGACAGCUGGAAGGUCGACAACAACGGCAUGCGCACGUUUAUCAAAGUCAUCCGAAGUGUGACUUGCGUCCUAUCGGAGGAAGGCAUAGGACAUGAUCCAACUGUGCAGGUUAUCGACGAUUCCGAAAGCAAGGUUCCCGUCUAUCGACUCUCCCUCGGUGGCAAUGACACUCGUCUCUGGCAGACCGUCGGCGCACCGUAUUGGGCUUCUGUCCCUUAUACCGGCCGACGGACUAGCGUAUGGGCCGUUCAACAGGUCGACUCGAAGAGCGGACAACCUUCUGGCGAUAUCUUCAUCCUAAAGAAUGCGUGGCAUACUCAGCGAAGGACACCGGAGUCAUAUAUAUACAGAUCGGUGAAAGGAGAUCAUCCAGGCCUUGCGAAGUUUUUCGAUGGGAGAGACGUUCUCUUUCCGGUUUCUAACGACGACAAACCCAUCACGGUGUACAAUCUUCGAGGAUACGAGCCCGAUGAACGCGGUGUCGAACACUAUCUGCAUCGGCUUCUCUUGGAAUCAGUCGGCCAACCACUAUGGGACUACGAGUCCGAGCUGCAGCUUCUCAAAGCCUUGCGGGCUGCCACCCUCGCUCAUCAGUUUUUGACGAAACAGGGAAUUUUGCACUGCGAUAUUUCUGCCGGUAAUGGAACAACUCAGUUUAUGGCAAUCGAGCUCCUGGCCUGGUCGAUGCGACAAGGAAAGACCAAGGUCAAGAUUCCACCGCACGGCAUUCACCAUGACCUUGAGUCCAUCAUAUGGGUCACUGCUUACGCCAUCAUGAAGCACAUCCACCCAUUGGUCCUGCGAGAUCAGGACUUGUCCCUGGAUGACCAGCAAGACUGGCUCGAGAUCAUCCAGGACGCAUUUGGCCACUCGACGCUCAGAAGUGUGCAUAAUUCCCGGACUGCGAUGGCCCCGUUCAUGUUUUUCGAUAUGGAUUUUGCGAUUAUUUCCCCGGUGGAAGAGGUUGUACGGAAAUACGUGUCGGGGACGAUGCGUGAGCUUUUGGUGGGGUUUGUUGAUUUGGUCGAGCAUCAGAAUAUUCGACUUUCGGUGAAGAUGACGUACGAUGAUGUACUGGUUCUGUUUGAUGUAGCGAUUGCGAAGAUAGAGGCUGAGACGAGGAGUGCUCAGUCGUAUAUUAUUUCAAAACAGCUGUAA
This is a messenger RNA of Stereum hirsutum FP-91666 SS1, 1857 nucleotides long. RefSeq lists its product as uncharacterized. Lineage: Eukaryota; Fungi; Basidiomycota; Agaricomycetes; Russulales; Stereaceae. The record is from RefSeq and is a predicted model, not a curated record. The transcript has 4 exons. The coding region runs from base 1 to 1857 and encodes 618 amino acids.